AGCAAGUGGCAAUCAGCGUACAGAUUCAGCCAUGGUGGAAUAUAUAGUCAAUUACUCAAUUAUGUGAUAUUUAGUUUAGCCCUCUUUGUUAAUGCGAAGGGCCUCUCAUCUAAUGGCUUCUUCAUCUUCUUCAUCAUCAAUUACUCCUACAAGUGCCGCUCAUCUAAUGGCUUCUUCUUCUUCAUCUUCAUCAAUUACUCCUAUAAGUGCCUCCCAUCUAAUGGCUUCUUCUUCUUCUUCUUCAUCAAUUACUCCUAAACUAGAGAAUGAGGUAUUCCUUAGUUUCUAUGGUGAGGACACUCGGAAAAAGAUUACCAGCCAUCUAUAUGAAGCCUUAUGUCGGAAAAAAAUUAAAACCUUCAUUGAUGAUAAUCUUGUCAGAGCAGAAGAAAUUUCUCCAUCUCUUUUGAAGGCAAUUAAACAUUCAAAGAUCUCAGUUAUCAUUUUCUCUAAAGGGUAUGCUUCGUCCAGAUGGUGCCUCAUAGAACUUGAAAAGAUAGUUAAAUGUUAUAAGAAGUAUAAUCAGAUCCUACUACCGGUCUUCUAUGAGGUCGAUCCAUCUGAUGUCAGGAAUCAAACUGGGGAUGUUAGGGAUGCAUUUGCUAAGCUUGAAGAGCGUUUUAUGGAUGAUUCAGAGAUGUUGCAAAGAUGGAGGACUGCUUUAAGGGAUGCGGCCAACCUAUCUGGUUUUGAUUCAAAGAACUAUAGGAAUGAAGCAUCACUUGUAAUAAAUAUUGUUGACGAUAUCUUGAAAAGAUUGGACUGUGACUCCUCUGUAUUUUACACUGAGAACCUAGUUGGGUUAGAUUCAUCGAUCGAGAAGAUUAAAAAUUUAUUUUGUACAGAGGGUGUUCGCAAAGUAGGAAUUUGGGGCAUUGGAGGCAUAGGUAAGACUACUCUUGCUAAAGUCAUAUUCAACAAAAUCUUUAGACAGUUUGAAGCUUCUUACUUCAUUGAAAAUAUUAGAGAAGAAUCAGAGAAAAGUGGUGGAUUAAAUGACAUGCGCCAAAAGCUCAGUCAUGCACUUUUAGAGGAUAUACAUCCCAAUAUUGGAUUCAUCUUUCCAAGAGAAAGGCUUAGCCGCAAGAAAGUUCUCAUUGUGUUUGAUGAUGUGAUUGCAGAUUUAAAACAAAUGGAAUUUUUAAGGGAAGUUUCUGACUACUUGGAUUCAAAAAGUCGAAUAAUCAUAACAACAAGGGAAAAACAAGUGCUAGCAAAUUGUGGAGUGCAUAACAUACACGAGAUGGAAGGCUUAUCAUUUGAUAAAGCUUUUGAACUUUUUUCCCUAUAUGCCUUUAAAGAAAACAAUCCAAUAGAACAUUAUAUUGGGUUAGCAUCAAGUGUAGUAGAACAUGCUAAAGGUGUUCCAUUAGCUCUCAAAGUUUUAGGUUCCUAUCUAUUUGAUAGGACAAAGAAAGAAUGGGAAAGUGCACUAGCGAACUUAAAAACUCAUACUCAUGGAAGUAUUCAAAAGGUGUUAAAAGUAAGUUAUGAUGGAUUACAUGAUAAAGAGAAGGAUGUAUUUUUAGAUAUUGCAUGUUUCUUUAAAGGGUAUAAAAGAGAUCUUAUAGAGACAAUCUUGAAUACUAGUGACUUAGACUCUCAUAUUUAUAUAAACGUUCUCAUUGAAAGGUCUCUCAUAACUACGUCAAUUGACACCAUAACAAUGCAUGAUUUACUUCAAGAUAUGGGUAGAGAAAUUGUUCGACAAGAAUCAAAUAAUCUUAGCAAACGAAGUCGGUUGUGGGAUCAUGAAGAUAUCUUUUCAAUAUUAAAGGGUAAUAUGGGCAGUACUACAAUUCGAAGCAUACGAUUGGAUAUGGCUAAAGUGCCAGAGUUACAUUUAAAUCCCAAAACAUUCAACAACAUGCAAAACCUAAUAUUCUUGGAAUUUUAUGGGUUCGAGCCUGACAAGAAGGUGACUAAAUCUGACUCCUCUGUAUUGCGCCUUAACUUAAGAUUCUUGAAAAAUAAUAGCUCCAAUGAUGCAAAGAAGGUGCAUGGUUUUGAGGUCCUUAAAUAUGAUUUUGGUGAGCUAAGGUACCUUUGUUGGCAUGGAUAUUUUGCCAAAUCAUUGCCACCAAAUUUUAAUCCAAAAAACCUUGUUGCACUUUUGAUGCCUAAUAGCAAAGUUGAAAAACUCUGGACUGGUAACCAGAAACUUGUUAAUUUGAAACAUAUUGACCUCAGUCACGCUAAGCAUCUAUGUAGAAUGCCAAAUUUUUCACUUAUCCCAAAUCUGGAGAGCUUGAUUCUGAAAGGUUGUGCAAAACUCAAGAGUUUCUCAUCUAUCCAUAAUCUCCAUAAACUUGUUAUCCUGAAUCUAAAAGGUUGCAAAGGCUUAAAAAAUUUUCCAAUCAGUGUUCAUUGGAGAUCUCUACAGGAAGUUUAUCUCUCCAAUUGCUCAAAUCUCAGAACAGUUUCAUAUCUUCCUUGUACAGUUAAGAUAUUAUAUCCAGAUGGAACUGCAAUAAAAGAAUUGCUAUCAAUAGAGCAUCUAUUUAGACUAGAAGUGUUGGAUCUUAGAAAUUGUUCAAGACUUGAGAAGUUACCUGAGAGUGUUCGUGAGUUAAAAUCUCUUAUACGUCUUAAUCUCUCGGGUUGUACCAAUCUUGACAGAUUGCCAAAUGACAUAGAAAAUUUAACGGCUUUGGGGAGACUUGACAUGAUGGAAUUUGCUUUUGCAGAAAUACCCAACAAUAUUGGUCAAUUACUCUCAUUGACAUAUUUGUUUCUUGACCAAAACAAUUUUGAGAGCCUACCACUGAGCAUCAAAAACCUCUCUAAGUUGGAAUGGCUUUCUGUAAACAAUUGUCAAAGACUUAAAUCCUUACCAGAGCUUCCGGUCAACUUACUAUGUUUAGAAGCAAAUAAUUGCACGUCUCUUGAAUCAAUAUCAAGUCUACCGGCUUCAUUCCUAAGUUUUCGGGAUUUUUGGGAGACAAUUGGCUUCAUAAAUUGUUCCAAAAUAAAUUUAGAUUUGACAGAGGCUCUUUGUUAUAUUGACAGAAAACUACUUGCGUGGGGUCUCUCAAAGGAUAUGGGAGGAAUGAUGGUGUUUUAUUAUCCAAGUUCUUACACAUGCUAUGUUGGAAGUGAAAUUCCAAACUGGUUUGACUUUAAAAGUAAUGAUACUUUUAUAGAGCUUCCAAUAGGUUGGCUCAAUGAUUAUUUAAUUGGUUUUAUCUUAUGUGUUAGUGUAUCAUUACAAGAAUAUCAACAACGUCAUAUUUCUCAGGUUGGAUUUUCUCUAAGUGUUAACGGAAAGAUCAUUUCCUCAGGAUGCUUAGAUUUAAAAGUGAUUACGACCAAGAUUUUUGGAUCAGAUUAUGUAUUUGUGGGUUAUGAUGGCAAGAUAAUGUCUGUGGAAUUGCUUACACUUGAUUUGAAUAGUCAGGGUGUCAUUAAGUUCUUUGUUGAAACUAUGGAUAACCAUACUCAAUAUCGGGUGAAAAAAUGUGGAGUGACUUUGUUGUAUGCCCAAUAUGAUGAUUUGAAAAGAGAGGGAAGAGUGGAUAGAGACAAACGAUUGAAUAGUAUAGAUUGCUCUAUUCAUGACUGUUUGAAGUGUUAUCUAAAUUGUUGUCAGACACAUCAUAAAACAGACCUUGCGUUAAGAUCAUUUGAAAUUGUGGAUAGUUGGUCUCCUCAUUCACAAAUAUACAAGCAUUGGAUGGAGGCCGAAUGUAAUAUGGGUUCUCCUUCAUCAUGGAAACGAUUAUGUUGAAAUCUUCUUAUAGAAAAGAUGAUGUAAGUGGGAUAGAGUGACUAAACCAACUAUAUUAGUUCUCCGUUCCAGAAUGUUGAAGUGACUUCUUUUAUGCUAUUCAGUAUGCUUUCAGGCUGGCUUUAUUUCAGGCACGCAAGCUGAUGAUAGGCUGCCAACUCAGGAUGUGGACACAUUCUCUUGAUUGUCAUUUUAAUGUUCUCUGGAUUUUCUUGCCAGGAGUCGGAUUAUGUUAGCAAAAUACUAAUUAUCUACGUUUUAGAUGUUGCCUGCUAUUUGGUUUUGUACGCCAUGAAAUGAUAUUGGUUGCUCUUUAAUACUGCUGUAAGCUCUGUUUUUAUUCUUUAUUGAGAAUCUCAGGUUGAUCGAAUGUCUAAGUUGAAUAUAGAUAUAUAAAUGUGAGAGAAAUU
Molecule: messenger RNA, 4137 nt
Organism: Mangifera indica (mango)
Lineage: Eukaryota; Viridiplantae; Streptophyta; Magnoliopsida; Sapindales; Anacardiaceae
Product: disease resistance protein RPV1-like
Exons: 7
Coding region: 92-3727 (1211 amino acids)
Biological process (GO): signal transduction; defense response
Molecular function (GO): ADP binding
Source: RefSeq, a predicted model, not a curated record